Molecule: messenger RNA, 5879 nt
Organism: Panicum virgatum (switchgrass)
Lineage: Eukaryota; Viridiplantae; Streptophyta; Magnoliopsida; Poales; Poaceae
Product: DNA polymerase zeta catalytic subunit-like
Exons: 23
Coding region: 81-5585 (1834 amino acids)
Biological process (GO): double-strand break repair via homologous recombination; error-prone translesion synthesis
Cellular component (GO): zeta DNA polymerase complex; nucleus
Molecular function (GO): DNA-directed DNA polymerase activity; nucleotide binding; DNA binding
Source: RefSeq, a predicted model, not a curated record
GGAAGGAGCGCCAGCCCACUAAACAGCCCACACCGCCGUUACACGAACCCCGGCUCCGACCAGAACGCGCGGCGGCGGUCAUGUCCUCGCAGUCGCCGGAGCCCUCGACGCCGGGGACUCCCACCCCGCUCCUCAGCGUCCGCAUCGUCUCCAUCGACUACUACAUGGCGCCGCCCCUGCCCGGCUUCGACUUCUCACGCAGCCCCUUCCACGGCGAGGAGGUGGAGGAGGUGCCGGUGAUCAGGAUCUACGGCUCCACCCCCGCGGGCCAGAAGACGUGCCUCCACAUCCACCGGGUCCUGCCAUAUUUGUAUGUGCCUUGUCCAGAGGAGCUGCUCUAUAAUCUAGACAAAGGUAAUUCAUAUAUAACCGGUCUCCUGAGCAACCUUGAAAAAGCAUUGCAGAUUCGUGGCCCAUCAAAACGAAAGCAUGUGCAUGGAUGUAGCCUUGUUAGAGCAAAGAACUUGUAUGGCUACCAUGCAUCCGAGGAACUUUUUAUGAAGAUUUAUCUAUAUUAUCCUCGUGAGGUUUCUCGAGCUGCGACCCUUCUAUUGAGUGGUGCUGUUUUUAAUAGAGCAUUUCAGCCUUAUGAAUCUCACAUUCCAUAUCUUCUUCACUUUUUGGUUGAUUACAACUUGUAUGGAAUGGGACAUAUACAUGUCAAAGACUUCAAGUUUCGUCCUCCAUUGCCAGAUGAUUUUCAUCCUAAGUCAUCUCUUCGCAGGAAGGUGGAUUGUUUUGCUGUAUCGGAGCUCAAACAAGCACAAUCAAAUAAUUCGGAAAUAAAAAGUCCAACAGUUUGGAUAUCUUCGACAGUGUCACAUAGUUCAAUACUGGGCAGUUCUGCCACUUCCUAUUGUUUGGGAGGAACCAAUUCGAGCUUCGCUAGUCGACAUAGUUCUUCAAUGCUCGAAGCUGAUUCAAGAGUAGAAGUUUCACCUUCAGGCAUCAUAAACGAGAAGUAUAAGAUGUACACUUCUCUUUCUCAAACAACAGAAGAUACGAAAAUGGUUCAGUCACUUGUAGCAGUUUGGGAGGAACUUGAACACUUGAGAUUGUCGGAGGAAACAAAAUAUACUGAUCUGGGUAGACCUUCACGGGAAGAAGUUCUUAAGGAUUUUCUUCAUGGUAUCAAGUAUGAGAGUGUCCUUUCUAUGUUAUUUUCACAAGACGAGCCACACUAUAAAGUUUCUACCACAGAAGAAUCUGAAAGGCUAGAAAGAUGCUUCAAAUCAUUGACUGAUAUUGUUGGGACUGUUACAUUCUCACAGGAUGACUACUGUGAUGAUACUGAUGUUGGUAAUUCUGCUGGUAUGCAAAAUGACAAACCAAAUGCAAGUCAUCACUCAGGGUCUUUGAAAAAAAUUGUGCAGACUAUGUCUCCUGAGAGAAUCAGUGAAUAUCUUGUGUCCUCACCUGUGACCCAAAGAACACUAUCUCAGUUUUCUGAUGAAGGUGAAAAGAAAGUGGAUGCUGAAGCCCUUGGACUUUUAAGCUGGCUGGCCUCCUCACAAGCUGCAGAGGAACCAACAACUGACGAUGAAUUAAUUAAUGAAGUCAUCCUCAGCCCUUUGUUUGCCAAGAAGUCCAUUGAAAUUGCUUUAGAGUCUGCGCACUUGGAUUUUGACAGUGCUUCUCAGCAGGAGUGCCAGGAUAUUCUUGAUUCAGUUGAUCCGGUCAAUGCAGCAGAAGAACCAAACACACAUACAUCUUACCUCGAUUCUGUAAGGCCUAAUUCUACUUCUUCGGUGGGCAACACUAUUCCUCAGGUUGAUGGGUCAUCUGAUGAGAACCCAAAAGUCUCCCAAGAAUAUGAUAGAACCAAGAUCGCCAGGAAAACAGUAGGAUCGCCUAGUUAUACACCUACUAAGAAUUUUUCAAAAUCAGCCAGUAAGCGUUCAGGAACUGAACAUCUCUGGGGUUCUUUGCCUCUUUCCAGAAAAAUGCGGGCACAUCGAAAUGAUGAUGAUUCAUGCAGUGCAACACCCUCACAGAAGGAUUUAAAUGCAUCUAAUGAGAGUACAGCUGAUAAGAACUAUCACGAUACCACGGGCAACACCGACAGGGAAUCUUCUAGUUUUGUAGGUGUACAUGAUUCAGUCUGUCAUUCUGUGAGGGAUUUGAUGAGAAGGAGGAGAUCUUUCCGCCGUGAGCAGUUGGAGUUUGGUAGUUCUGGGUCUGCAACAUGCACCAUGGAUAAAGAGAGUGAAAUUGUGAACUCUGGGGGAUCGGAAUUUCAUGAUUUCUCAAGUGAUGUUCCAAACUCAGCAAUGGCUUAUUCUGGUGAUGAAUGUUUACAGAUGACAUUUGCUCAGAAGCCUCCAUUGAAGAACCAUGUAUGUUCUGAUUGGGAGAGUCCUUCGGGCUGUGAGCAACAUGAAUCUGCUAAAAUAGGAUUAGCUGAUCUCCUUCCAUUUUUCAAUCAGAAUAUAGAGGAGAAUAGGCAGAAUGAAUUGUUUCAACAUAUGGAAAGCAACGAGUUUGCAGGUGGUGCAUUGGGUGUCCCAACUCAUUUCCAAAAUGAUGGCUCAGCCCUAUAUUUGCUGACACAUGCACUUUCGCCGCCAUCUGCAGUAGCUGUGGGCCAGUGGCUAAGCCAACAAUCUUGUUCUAGUAUUUGCACUGGUUAUGCCAACUAUGAUGAGGGAGUCCCAACUGAUAAGGAAGAAGCACACAGUUCUACUUUGUCACAAAAUUCUCCUAACAGAUCCACUUUGGAGAAUUCUGCAACAAAAGUUGCUGUUGUUGGUGAUGUCAUGGAAUCAACUUUAUUACCUAACAACAAAAGUAAACAGUUGGAUGAGUGGCAUGACUUUUCCCAGAUAUCAGCUGGAAAUGAUAAGUAUAAGCUCACACCUCUCAGUCAAGUUGGAUUUCGUGAUCCUGCUAGUAUCGGUGGUGGACAACAACUAACUAUACUUAGCAUGGAGGUUUUAACAGAAAGCAGAGGAGAGCUGCGUCCUGAUCCACGUUUUGAUGCCAUCAAUGCUGUAUCUUUGGCCAUCGAGGAUGAUGCUGACAAUACUGUCGAACUUCAUGUGUUCAUACGUGACAACAGUGACAAAUCAUGUAGCAGGAGAAAUCCGGAUGGUAUUGUUGGCUGUAAUAUAGACGUCUUCCCUGAAGAAAGGGACCUUUUGAACAAUCUUAUCAGUGCAAUCUGUUCAAUUGAUCCUGAUAUCCUAGUCGGGUGGGAGAUUCAAUUAGGAUCUUUAGGAUUUCUUGCUGAAAGAGCUGCUUAUCUGGGUAUAGGGUUACUGAAAAGAAUUUCAAGAACACCACCGCAUGAGCUGAAUCAUCCACCUAAAGCUCCAGUCAAUGAAUCUAGUCAGUUGCUUGCUGAAGCAUCUUCUGCUGAGGAUGUUAUUGAUGAUGUCAGUGAGAACGAUUGGAGUCAUACUCAUGUGAGUGGUAUACAUGUUGGUGGAAGAAUUGUGCUUAAUUUAUGGCGUCUUAUGCGUGCAGAAGUUAAGCUUAAUAAUUACUCACUUGAAGCUGUAGCAGAUGAAAUACUGAGGCGAAAGAUACCUCUGAUACCAAACAGGAUAUUGAACCGCUGGUUUGCAACAGGUCCUGGACGAGGAAGACACCGAUGCAUAGAAUAUAUUAGCAAUAGAGCUAGAAUCAACCUUGAAAUAAUGAAUCAACUGGACCUGGUGAAUCGAACAUCUGAACUUGCUCGUGUAUUUGGUAUUGACUUCUUUUCUGUUCUUUCUCGGGGGUCUCAGUAUCGUGUUGAAUCUAUGCUCCUGAGAUUGGCUCAUACACAGAACUACCUUGCAAUUUCACCCGGGAAUCAACAGGUUUCUUCUCAGCCAGCCAUGGAGUGCUUGCCGCUUGUAAUGGAACCAGAAUCGGCCUUCUACCCUGAUCCAGUUGUUGUAUUGGAUUUUCAGUCCCUCUAUCCUUCCAUGAUAAUAGCGUAUAACCUAUGUUAUUCUACAUGCCUGGGUAAAGUUUUCCCAUCAAAGUCAAAUGUACUUGGUGUCAGCUCAUAUUCAGCAGAUCCACAUACACUUUUAGAUCUGAGAAAUCAGCUUCUGCUUACUCCAAAUGGGGUCCUAUAUGUGCAACCAGAGGUGAUGUUCCUAGUUUCUGAGCAAUAUCUGAUCUUCAUAUUGAUAAGAAAAGGUGUGCUUCCUCGCCUUCUAGAGGAGAUAUUAUCAACAAGAAUUAUGGUGAAACAAGCAAUGAAAAAGUUGGGUCCAUCCCAGAAAGUUCUGCACAGGAUAUUCAAUGCACGGCAGCUUGCUCUGAAGCUGAUAGCUAAUGUGACAUAUGGCUACACAGCUGCUGGGUUCAGCGGUCGGAUGCCUUGUGCAGAGCUUGCAGACAGCAUUGUUCAAUGUGGUCGUAGAACGCUUGAGACAGCAAUAUCAUUUGUCAACCAGCAUCCUUUGUGGAAAGCUAGGGUUGUUUAUGGUGAUACUGACAGUAUGUUUGUUCUUCUAAAAGGGCGUUCUAGGGAAGAAGCAUUCAGAAUAGGAAAGGAGAUCGCCUCAUCAAUAACUGCGAUAAAUCCUGAUCCAGUCACAUUGAAGUUUGAGAAAGUGUAUCAGCCAUGCUUUCUUCUUACAAAGAAGAGAUAUGUUGGCUAUAGCUACGAGAGUCCUGAACAGAAUGAGCCAAUCUUUGAUGCCAAGGGGAUAGAAACAGUUCGGAGAGAUACGUGCCCAGCAGUUGCAAAGAUUUUGGAACGGUCUAUCAGAAUAAUGUUUGAAGAACAGGACUUAACCAAAGUCAGGUCAUAUUUGGAGCGUCAGUGGACACGCAUAUUAUCAGGGAAAGUUUCUAUCCAAGACUUUAUUUUUGCAAAGGAGGUCCGCUUAGGUACUUACAGUGCAAGGGCUUCCACUCUGCCACCUGCAGCGAUUGUUGCAACAAAAGCUAUGUUGUCUGAUCCAAGGGCAGAGCCUCGGUAUGCAGAAAGAGUGCCAUAUGUUGUAAUCCAUGGGGAACCAGGGGCUCGUCUCGUCGACAUGGUUAUUGAUCCUUAUGGACUCCUAGAAGUGGGAUCUCCUUAUAGAUUAAAUGAACUAUAUUACAUAACCAAGCAGAUUAUCCCUGCACUACAACGUGUUUUUGGACUCCUUGGUGCCGACCUGAAUAGGUGGUUUAAUGAGAUGCCUCGCCCCAUACGACCAACUCUUGCGAAGCGCCAGUCUGCUUCUGGUCAUGGCUUGUUUUCUCGUGAUGGCAGCUUCAUUCGAUUAGGAUUGAAUAAUAAAGCCUCCAGCAAAGGAGGCAGGAUAGAUACAUACUACAUGUCAAGCCACUGUUCAAUCUGUGGCGAUCUAAUUCAAGGAUCAGAGACCUUCUGCGGAAAUUGCUUGAAAAAUGAAUCUGUUGUUGCCACAGUAGUUGCUGGCAGAACUUCAAAGUUGGAGCGAGAAAUCCAACAUCUUGCGGCUAUAUGUGGCCACUGUGGCGGCGCAGACUGGAUUGUUGAAAGUGGGGUCAAGUGUAUUUCCCUUGCAUGCCCAGUCUUCUAUGAACGGAGAAAGAUUCAGAGGGAGUUGAGAGUUGUCUCAGAAUCGGCAGGAGAAGCUGGGUACUAUCCUUUCUGCUGCGCUGAACUCUUUUGAACAGAACAUGUUUGUACCGUGUAAAUUGUGAGAUCUGUAACUUGUAUCAAACGUGUGUAUAGCAACUGGUGUUGUUGUAACAAAUGUAGAACAGGUAUUGAGGAUAUAGGUAAAGUGUAUAUUUAAUUGAAUGAGCCCCAAUUAAUGGGAGAAAUGUAUCACAUAGCUUGCUGCUGACCUGCUGUUGGGUUCAGUGUUGAUGUUGUAGCACUGUAUAACAUGUAUUGAGGAAAGAGACUAUUUGACAAUACCACUGCCCCGUAGUUUGCUGCUGGCCGGCAGUUGGGUUCAGUA